AUGUCGAGGUCGACUGUACUAGCAAUUUUCUUUGUUAUUGGAAUGGUUUUGUUGACUGUUGGGGUGUCCUUCAAUUAUUUCUUUGACUGUUUUGUGGAAAAGAAACUGCAGAAGAACCUCAACUUGUUAAAUGGAACAGAGGCAUAUGCCAACUGGCUACAGCCACCUGUUCCUGUCUACAUGAGCUUCUACUUUUUCAAUGUCACAAAUUACGAAGAAUUCUCCAGAGGAGCUAAACCAGUUGUCCAGCAAGUUGGCCCUUACGCCUACAGGGAAAUAAGAAAUAAAGUGAACAUAGUGUACAGCUCAAACAAUGAGAGUUUAUCAUACAAGGAGCAGAAGUUCUACACAUUCCUCCCAACCAACAUAUUGAAUGAAAGUGAUGUCAUCUAUACAUUGAAUAUUCCUGUACUGGUUAUAUCUAAACUGUUGGAGAAAAUGUUCCCAGAAAUCAUAUUGAAAUUGAUUGGCUUCAUACUAAAUGGUGAAAAACUGAUAGAGAAGAGGACAGUUUUUGAGUUGUUGUGGGGCUUCAACAUGUCCCUGGCAGACGACAUCAACAGAAAACUGGCAGAACUCCAUUUGCCUCCCAUUCGAUUUCCUACUUUUGGCAUAUAUGUCAAUAACAAUAGUAAUGGUUCCAUGCACAACGAGUACAAUAUAUCUACUGGCGCCUAUGACAUUAGCCAAGUUGGUAGGAUUAAUUCCUGGAGAGGAAACAGCCAUCUAUCAUCUUGGUCUGGAGAUGCAUGCAACAUGAUUAACGGAACGGAUGGUUCCUUCUGGCACCCGUUAAUAAGCGAAUCUGAUACACUAUACCUAUUCAGUCCUGAUCUAUGUAGAUCAAUGUACAUGCUGUACAACUCAACUACUACAAUAUACCAACUGAACUCCAUGAAGUACACGGUUCCUGAGACCGUUUUGAGGGAUCCUAGGUAUGAAGAGGCCAAUAGGUGUUUUUGCCUCCCCGAGUAUCCACACUGUCUGAAAGCCGGUGUGCUUGACGUCAGUCUGUGCAAUGAUGGCGCUCCGGUUAUUGUCUCACUGCCCCACUUUUUGUACGGUGACGCCGAAUACACGGACGCUGUCGUUGGUAUGAAGCCUAACUUGGCCCUACAUCAAUCCUACGUUCACGUCGAGCCUAUGUCGGGUUUCGUUCUAGAGGCUCAUAAAAGACUUCAAAUCAAUUUCAUGCUGCAGAAGUAUACAACAUUCAAGUCAUCAUGGGUCAUCAAAGAGCCGAUCAUAUUUCCCCUCAUGUGGGCGGAAGAGAGCGCUUCCAUAAAUGAGCGUUCGGCCCUGAGAUUGUAUAGUCUACUGAACGGGCCGAGGUUGAUAGGGCGAGGCCUGAUAUUCAUGUGCAUCGUUGUUGGGGGUCUCUUUGUCUUAGUGACUAUCGUCGUUGCUGCUGUCAUCAUGUCUAGGAAGUUCUACAAGUGCAUCCCGGAGUCUUAUGAUGACAUGGUCGGCGUAUGGAUGUAUGUGAGAUUGUGUUCUAGUGUGUUUUUCACAUCUGCGAAAAAUCUCUCAAAUAAAUAAUUACAUAA
Molecule: messenger RNA, 1547 nt
Organism: Helobdella robusta
Lineage: Eukaryota; Metazoa; Annelida; Clitellata; Rhynchobdellida; Glossiphoniidae
Exons: 12
Coding region: 1-1539 (512 amino acids)
Cellular component (GO): lysosome; membrane; cytoplasm
Molecular function (GO): scavenger receptor activity
Source: RefSeq, a predicted model, not a curated record